Messenger RNA from Chara braunii, 762 nucleotides. The record is from the annotation of a GenBank genome assembly. Lineage: Eukaryota; Viridiplantae; Streptophyta; Charophyceae; Charales; Characeae.
UAGUGGUAAUAUGCCAUUUUGAACAGAAGGGUUGUAUUUGCGGUCAGAUGCAUCCAGUGGGAAAAGUUAUUGUAGUGUGAAACGUCCUUUUAUGAGCGAGAAUGCCCUUUUUAAGGCGUGGCAUGCUAACGCUAGUUGACUUUCUUCUGCACGAAAACGGGCUGUAUAUGGAUGGGGUCAGGUUCGCCUUUGCACACACAGCGGCACACAUCGGUGUAGCAGUGGAGGCAGCGGCGGUCAGCGACAUGCAAGUCGGAGGUGUGCCCAGCUGCAGCAAAGGUGGACUUGCAGGGUGUGUUUUCAUCAUCUUGAGUCGCACCGGGAGAUUGCCUGAAAAUCUUCGGAGCUUGUGGUCGCAGCUCUCUGGAUGGACUGCAACGCUUCUUUUCAUGUUCAUGCCUGUUGCACAGCUGCUGUCCAAUCUUAGAAAUCCAGAAGGAAUGGCGGGGAUGUCAGUCCUCAUGGUUCUUCUCGGACUGAUUGGCAAUGCGUUGAUGAUCCCUCGCUCAAUCUUCACACGUGACAUCAUCUGGUUUACUGGAUGCACCUGGGCCACUAUGAUGAUGGGGUGGGGAAAUCUUCUGUGCAUGUACAUGUGAGUCAAACUUCAGUGGGAACAUCUCCACCCAGCUACCACUACCUUCCUGGUUGUUUAUGUGCUCGAUGAACACAUCUCCAACCUCUCUUCUCAAGCAAUGCGAUGGUUGCAGUUGUAAAUGGUAUCCCUCUUGUCUUCUUCCUCAAUGAAUGAAAGGAGGCUCU